Molecule: messenger RNA, 738 nt
Organism: Hansenula ciferrii
Lineage: Eukaryota; Fungi; Ascomycota; Saccharomycetes; Phaffomycetales; Wickerhamomycetaceae
Product: nuclear transcription factor Y subunit beta
Exons: 1
Coding region: 1-738 (245 amino acids)
Biological process (GO): regulation of transcription by RNA polymerase II
Cellular component (GO): CCAAT-binding factor complex
Molecular function (GO): RNA polymerase II cis-regulatory region sequence-specific DNA binding; DNA-binding transcription activator activity, RNA polymerase II-specific; protein heterodimerization activity
Source: RefSeq, a predicted model, not a curated record
AUGAAUCUGGAGAAUAAUAAUAACAGUGGAGAAAGUAGUGUGAAUAACAGCUCAUUACCACCAUUAACUGAGAAAGAACAUAAAGAAAUAGAAUUAAGAGAACAAGAUAGAUGGCUACCUAUUGCAAAUGUUGCAAGAUUAAUGAAGAAUACAUUACCAACAACUGCUAAAGUUUCUAAAGAUGCAAAAGAAUGUAUGCAAGAAUGUGUAUCUGAAUUCAUUUCUUUUAUAACGAGUGAAUCAAGUGAUAAAUGUUUAUCAGAAAAGAGAAAAACUAUUAAUGGUGAAGAUAUAUUAUUUGCAAUGUCAAGUUUAGGAUUUGAAAAUUAUUCAGAAAUUUUAAAAAUUUAUCUUGCUAAAUAUAGAGAACAACAAGCUUUAAAACAAGAACGUGGUGAAACCAAGAGGCCAAAAGAACAAAAUAACCAACAAAAUGGAUUAUCAGGAUCUUAUGAAGAACAACAACAAUUAGAAAGAGAAAUUACAAAUAUUCCAUUACAUGGUGAAGAUGAAUUAGAUAUUGGAAAUCAUAUGCAUCAUGAUUUAUUAAAUUCAAUGAAUGGGAAUGUUGAUGAAGAUGAAUUAUUAUCAUUAGAAGAACAUCAUCAACAAAAUUCGUUAGAUGAUAAUAGUGAAGAAGCAAGUACGCAUGUUAGUACAGAUCAUUAUAAUCCAAAUGGGAUGAAAACUGAAGGUGAAGAUGGUGUAUUGUAUGAGUAUACUAAUGAACACUAUUGA